GUUUGCCAGUAGUUAAAGCAAAUCGCCGAAAUUCCCCCACCUGCAACGAAUAGUGAGAUUUGCUCUGCUCGCUCGCCGCCGAUUCCACCGCCGCGGCCGGGGAAGCUACUCCUACCGCCGGCCACCGUCGUCUCGCGUUCUUGUGCUGCUUGCGGCAAGGGCGAGCUCCAGGGCAGGCUCCGAAUCGAGAAAGAGCCCGACAGCCAUGCUGCGGCACCUGAGGUCGGCCGCGGCGAGGAGUCCCGUCCGCUCGCCGCCCCCCGCGCUGACGACGAGGGACGACGGUUUCGACGAGGAGGAGGAGGAAGAGGAGACCUCGAGGGCCAUCGCCGUCUCCGACCAGAGGACCAUCUACCUGGUGAACAUGUUCAUAGCGAACACGGUGGAGUUCCUCAACUCGUUCGCUGCGACCUGCAACGACAAGCUUUCCCUCCUGCAUAGGAAAAUAGUGAAACUAGACUCAUCUCUCACCCUUCUGGAAGCAAAGCUGCAUAGUAUUGAUGAUGCUAAUGCAUUGGGACAUUCAACAAACCAAAAGGCACAUGGGUUAUUCACAAAUGACGAAAGAUUUGAUCUGGGUGAAUCCUCCAGAUCCGGUGAUGCUUGAUUAUGCUACACUGACAGGCAGCAUGAGGUAUAGCCGUGGACAGAUGAGAACUGACGCAGAAUGCAUUGACAAACUCUGCGAUUUGUGUUGGGUCUUUUGGAGCAACAGAUAGUUUUUAUGCACAAAAACUCACGGCUUUGGUUUGGACAACUCAUGCUCUCGCCUUCAGUCUAUGACUCCUCAGCCCCAUACGAGAAUUUUGAGAUGCUGCGUUGCUCUCUCCUGUUGUCCUGGGAACUUUGCUCUGGUGAAACUGAAGGGAAGAGUCCAAGAACAAUUUGCAGGCAUUUUGCAUCCCUGAAAUUUUGAGGCUGACACCAAGAGUUUGAGACUGCAACGUACUAACCAAUAUCUGACUGGCAUUUAAAGGCAUUUCAGCUGGACAGAAGUUACAUUUUCACUUGAGUUAGCUUCAGUUUUGUCAUUGUUACAUAGGUAGAAUAGGGUUGCUAAGCCGGAGUACUUCUGAAGCACAAAGGGUAUGGAAUUCGGAACCGAUGCUGCCUUUUCGAUGUGUAUACGAAUCAGUCAUUUUCUUUUACCAAAUGAGAUAAAAUAUCUGUAUACCUCACUGGCCUGCUUGUUUGAGCACUUUUGAGCUGUGCCUUGCAUGCCGAAGGAACGUGCUCAAAGCAACCAAAUAAAUUAAGGUCUAGACUCUGAGCA
This is a messenger RNA of Oryza brachyantha (malo sina), 1273 nucleotides long. Its product is annotated as WASH complex subunit 3-like. NCBI's taxonomy places the organism in Eukaryota, Viridiplantae, Streptophyta, Magnoliopsida, Poales, Poaceae. The record is from RefSeq and is a predicted model, not a curated record. The transcript is spliced from 5 exons. The coding region runs from base 206 to 607 and encodes 133 amino acids. Gene Ontology annotation, biological process: exocytosis; actin filament polymerization. Gene Ontology annotation, cellular component: WASH complex.